AGCAGCCAUACGGUACCCCUCAACCGUAUGGAAAUCAGUAUGGACAACAGCCCGCUACCCCACGUGGACCUGCAUUUUCUGGAAUUCCAGGUUCGGCAUUGUGUAAUCUCACUUCUGGUAGUAAUUGUACUAUUUAUCCUCCUAUUUCUGCUACUCACAUUUUCAGUGCAGGUUUUCCAUCUGUGGAUCAGUCUUAUCAGUCUCCUCCACCUCCAGUUGUUUGCCAGUUGUGUUUUUCUCCAGGUCAUUCUGCCCUACAGUGCUCUCGUUUUACUGGUUCUUCGACACCUGCUCUUGCUGCCAUUCCUACUGGUGAGACCAAUGACUCAGUUUGGUACCCUGACUCUGGAGCUUCUGCUCACAUGACUCCUCACGAAGGUACCAUUGACUUGAAAAAACAAGUUUGGCUAAGUAAAUUGGGACGGAGGGAGUAACUAAAAAGGAGUUGAUAGAGUCGUAGAGAUGUGAAAAGAAGAGUGCACAACAAGAGUGACCAGAAGCGGACGGGUAGGCCUCGUGCCUAGGGUUUGGAGCGGUGAUUAUCGAUCCUCCGCGGCUUUCUUAUCGACGGCUGAUCUCUUUCCGGCAAGGUGCAACUUUGGUCUGGGCGAACUCUAUUUUCGCAAUAGUUCUCUGCUCGGCGGUGCAAAAUCUAGGCGGAGGUGUAGGGUCUUCCUCAGGCUCGGCUCUGGUUCAUUUGCAAGCAGGAGGAGGCCACAGAAUCUCCCAGGGCAGCGUCGGAUCUGGUCCUGGAGGAAGACGAAAGAGCUCUCAGUUUGGUAAGUAGGUCCAGAUUUGCUGUUUUCCCAAAUUCGAUGUCGUUUAUGUCCAAUGGCUUUGAAAGCUACUGUGGUUAGGUUUGGGAGAUCUGACUCUCAGAUGAUUGGGUUGACUAUUCUGGCUUUGCUAGUGUUUGAGAUGAAAGCUACACCACCUGUGUUUGAUCUGGGUGGAAUUUUGGCGGUGAGGAGUCCGGUAGAAGAAGCGACUUUGGGAUCCAGUUCGGUGCUUGAGGGAUCAAUGCGGGUGACUCAGGGGUGGGGGACGAAGACAGAACGUGGUUGACUCGUCCCCCUCCGGAACCGCCACCACAGAGGAACCCCAGGACUAGCGUAUGGAUUUUACUGUCCAACCAGUCGUCAGGCACAUCACUGAGAGGCACCGACCGGCAGCUUUGGGGGUUGAAUAAGGCAGAGAGCCAUGAAGACCUUUUUUAUGUUUGCUGUUUUUCCUUUUAUUUUGCUCACGUUGUUUUUAUCAUUAUUUUGAACUCUAGUGGUAGGCUGGUGUUUGUUUUUCUUACUUGGUUUGAGAUGCUAGUGUUGGUGGAAGUGAUAAGGCUUGUUUGGCCGUUAAAAACUUCGAAACUCUCACAUGGUUCGCGAAUAGUCUCGCUCCUUAUGGGGUGGUCUAUUCUAAAUCUAGCCAGAGAGUGGGAGGGCCUUUGGGCUAUGCGGAGCCUCACGAGGAGGUUUGAUGUUGCAAGGGGGGAAGUACUCUUAGAGUUUUGAUUGAGGAGUUUGGC
Cuscuta epithymum is the source of this 1525-nucleotide messenger RNA. NCBI's taxonomy places the organism in Eukaryota, Viridiplantae, Streptophyta, Magnoliopsida, Solanales, Convolvulaceae. The record is from the annotation of a GenBank genome assembly.